ACCUGGAAGGGGUACCGAGCAUUAAUAGAUGAGUAAAGGAAGAGAGAGGACGAGGAGUGAGGGUUUUUGUAUGUAUCUGUAUGUAUAUGAGAGAGAGAGAGAAUCGUGGAGAGAGAAAGCGGACGAUGGGGCAGAUCGUGAAGCGGAGCAAGAAGGGGAGGCCACCGAAGGCAGAUCCCGGCGGGAAGGGGCGGCGGAAGCCGCCGGCGAACGACUUGCGGCGGAGCCUUCGCCGGAGGAAUGUGAAGUACGUUUUCGACCUCGACGAUUACUUCGACGAGGAUGAGCUAUUCGCCGGCGACGAGGAGCAACGCCGGAGAGAGAAGAAGCUCAAGCACCUGCUCAAAAGCCAGGCCGGCGGCGACGUCGAGUCAACUCCCCAGCCGGAAGGCCGGGCGCGGCGAGUGGACCACGCGCCGGAGUCGUCGCAUUCUUCCGAUAUCGAUGGUCGCUGCGGCAAGCCGUCUAAAACGCGGAAAGUCGAUUUGGACGACAUGGACGAGUAUGUUGACGAUGAAAAUGAUGAAACCGCCAUUGAUGGAGAUGGUUUCGAUUACCAGGACCAUGAAGAGGUUAGAAGACGAAAAUCAGAGCCGAAAAUUGAAGACUCGCGGCAAGAGAUGGCUAUGGAAGUUCGAUUGACUUCUGGGCUACGGCUGCCUGAUAAGAAGGUUUUAGAGUUGAUCUUGGACAAACUUCAGAAGAAGGAUAUGUAUGGUGUUUAUGCUGAACCUGUUGAUCCUGAAGAGCUUCCUGAUUACCAUGAUGUGAUUGAACAUCCCAUGGACUUUUCUACUGUUCGGAGCAAGCUGCGAAAUGGAUCAUAUGCGAACUUUGACCAAUUUGAGAGUGAUGUUUUUCUCAUUUGCUCGAAUGCAAUGCAAUACAAUGCUCCAGAUACCAUAUAUUACAAGCAGGCACGGUCAAUUCAAGAGUUGGCCAAAAGGAAGUUUCAGAAGAUUAGAUCUACUUCUGACCGCAUGGAGGAGAUUAAAGACGCGCAGAGAACGAGUUCUGGAUCUAAUUCAAAAAAGCAAAUUAGAAGACCUGUGAGUCGGACAGCUCAAGAACUGGGCUCUGAUUUCUCAUAUGGAGCAACUCUGGCAACAGCAGGUGAUAUGCAGACUCAGAAUGGUAGAAAUACACUGCAAACUGUUGGAGCUGAGAAACUUGUCGGUACUGAUGGGCAUGUCGAGGGAAAUUCUUUCUUAAACCACAACAGUAUCGACAAGGCAGAAGAGUCUCUAUCAGGAAAAGGUUCGCUACCUCGAUUAGGUAGGAAGCCAUCCAUACCUGAUGAAAACCGUCGUGCAACUUAUAGCCUAUUCUCCAAUGAAGAAGACAGCGCUGAAUGUAUAUUCUCUACUUUCGAAGGAAAAACCAAGCAGUUGGUUCCUGUAGGACUUUAUUCAGAUCAUUCAUAUGCUCGGAGCCUCGCUCAUUUUGCUGCAUCUCUCGGAUCCGUAGCCUGGAGAGUUGCUUCCAAGAGGAUCGAGCAAGCAGUGCCUCAAGGCUUCAAGUUUGGCCGUGGAUGGGUUGGAGAGUACGAGCCACUUUCAACUCCUGUAUUAAUAUUCGAAAAUUGCACUGUGAAGGAGCCACCGUAUUUUGCAGAAGUACCAGCGCCUGCUGAUUCUAACAAGUCUCGGACGAAUCCUACCUUCUCUGAUCCGAAAUUCCCUUUCUGUGGAGCUUCAAGAUUCGGACCGCCCCAAGUUUCUGUCGACAAAGAUCAACCGAUCAUAACCAACAAUUUGGAAACGAGGACGCCUUUCUUUUUAGCUCCCGAGGUUAAACAGAGUGGUUUUCCUAAUGUCAGUGGUCUUCGCCAAAAGUUGCAACCCGUGAAUGAACACCCUUCGAAGAACAUCAACUUUUCAAAAUCGGGAUCUUUCAAACAGCCUGACAGCAAUGGGGUUUCUGCUGAUUUGGCGAAAGAGGCAAGCGAUUAUCCGGAACAAAGAUCCUCGAAGCAGUCGUCGGCUGAGGCGCCGGUUUUACCUCUAGCCCCAUCCCCGAGCAACAACGAUUCAGGCAACGCUGCUGCAUUGGCUGCACGUGCAUGGAUGUCUGUUGGAGCAGGAGGAUUUAAACCGGGAGCUGAAAUUCCGAAUCCAAACAAGAAUCAGAUUUAUGCUGAUUCGCUCUACAAUUCUACCCGCGACGUUGUUCAGCUGGACAGGAAUGGCUCUCCUAUACAGCCGUUUGUUCGACAAGAGCAAGUGGCUAUGAUGGGGGGCAAUGUGAUCCCGUUCCCAAAUCAGCGAUCGGGUUUUCCGCAGUUAUCAGCUGCCGACUUGUCUCAGCUCCAGCUUCAGUCUACUUGGCGAAAUCUAAGUCCACGGAUGUUGAAUCCGCCGUUUAUCUCGAGGCAAAAACAGGAAUCCCGACCUCCUGAUCUAAACAUCGGCUUCCAAUCAUCAGGUUCGCCUGCAAAGCUAUCUUCAGGUGUUCUUGUUGACUCCCAGCAGCCCGAUUUGGCUCUACAGCUCUGAAACAGCAAUGUUUAGACCAAAAUGAGUGCUGUAAUUAUACUAGGAGGCUUUAUGUUCGAGACAGUCGAUAGUUAUUGACUUAUGGGAGAAGAUUCCGCGCCUAAGAACUGCAUUAUCAGAUCAGCAUUUGCCGGCUUAGGACCAAAAGACGGGAAUGGAGCUCGAUGGGUUCGACUUGUACCUGUUAUUUGGCUUAGGCAUAGAGCUGUAGGCGUAAUAUCUCAUUGUGGAGCGGUUUUGGGCUAGUCUUCGACUUAUAUAUAUGUGAAGAUAUAUUAUUUUCUCGUAGAAAAGUCUAAAGCGCGGUUGAGCUUUCA
Messenger RNA from Andrographis paniculata, 2812 nucleotides. RefSeq lists its product as uncharacterized. Bases 81 to 2495 code for a protein of 804 amino acids. Gene Ontology annotation, molecular function: protein binding. The transcript has 9 exons. The record is from RefSeq and is a predicted model, not a curated record. NCBI's taxonomy places the organism in Eukaryota, Viridiplantae, Streptophyta, Magnoliopsida, Lamiales, Acanthaceae.